GGCUCCAAAAGCUGGUCUUAUCCUCUUACAGCGCUGUAUAUAUGAUCGCUGCACUGAAUGAUUCACCAAACCAACGCAAUGGCUUCCGAUAUCACCAUUCCUCGUCCCCCGCGCACCCCUACUCCGCCCUCCGAUGAUCCUCCGCAGGAGCCUCAAGAACACCAUGACCACGAAGGUCUAUCUCCUUUGGCAGAUAAUUUUGCAAGUCGAGGCUUCCUGAGCCCUGCUCAUGCAUCAUUCAGAGGAACGUCGUGGGAUGUACCAGCACCAGCACAGAAUGGCUCGAAUGACAAUAAUGCUUCUUCCGGACCAUUCAAUUUCACAACCACGGUCAUGUCAAAGGGGCCUGUCCUAAAGUCUAAUGUUGGACAACGGCGCGGGCAUAAGUACAAGCACAGCAGUAUAUCUCAUCAGAUAUUCCUUGAACCCCCUCCUAGAGCACCUUUGGCCCUUCCAAACUCACUCCCCAUACCGACCUUCAAAGAAUGCCGGGCCAGUAUGUCGAAAGACCAGAAGACGCGGUUUUGGUGGAGUGUAUGUCACAUGUUCGUGGCAGCGUAUACGCUUUGGAGUGCCCAUGGCUCUUUGGCCAUGACAGCCUUAUCCCACCUCAUAUUGUUUGAUUCCCUCGGGGCCAUGCUCUGUGUAGCCGUGGACGUACUUGGGAAUUUUGAGGUAUGGAAGAGAUCUAGUAUCCGACAUCCCUUUGGACUUGAACGCGCGGAGGUGCUUGCUGGUUUCGCGAUGUGCGUCCUCCUGCUGUUCAUGGGAUUGGACCUCAUAUCUCAUAAUCUACAACAUUUCCUCGAAUCCUCUGGCCAUGAACCUCACCACUCUCAUGCUCACUACCGCGUUUCCUCGGGUAGUGUGGACACAGCUGCUGUUCUCGCCGUCAUUUCCACUCUGGUGUCUGCAAUUGGGCUGAAAAACCAUGCCCGCAUUGGCAAAGCAAUGCGAUUUGCGUACAUUGAGUCCUUGCCAUCUAUCUUAAGCAACCCGUCGCAUUUCCUUACCAUUUCCUGCUCCACACUUCUCUUACUUCUCCCAUUGGUAUCAGUCAAGUUAUAUACUUGGAUCGACAAGCUCUUGUCAGGCACCAUAGCUGUUGCGAUGUGCAUCCUUGGGGUUCGUCUGGUUAAGACUCUCGGCUCAAUGCUCUUAAUGUCAUACUCCGGCCCUGGCGUCUGUGAUGUGAUCAAAGAUAUCGAAUCAGAUCCCUCCGUCUUUGCGAUCGACGAUGCGAGGUUCUGGCAGGUCCACUAUGGCCUGUGUAUGGCGAAUCUAAAAAUACGUGUGUCUGGCUCGGAGGAAAGCCUCGCACGACUGCGUGAGAAAAUAUCGAGCCUGAUCAAGAACCGUCUGGGAAGGGGAUAUGGGUCGGGAGGUCAGAAAUGGGAGGUAUCGUUGCAAUUCACAGUUGAGCGGAUAUGAUUCAGAUAUCACGGUGUAGUUACUUUAAUGUCUUGACUCUCAACAGGUCUUGAAUUGAUAUGUGCAUAUCUAAGCAAUUUAUUAAUGAUAUUAAUCUUGAUUGGC
Molecule: messenger RNA, 1536 nt
Organism: Monascus purpureus
Lineage: Eukaryota; Fungi; Ascomycota; Eurotiomycetes; Eurotiales; Aspergillaceae
Source: the annotation of a GenBank genome assembly